This is a messenger RNA of Penicillium nucicola, 3519 nucleotides long. It is a transcript of the gene tof1, whose product is annotated as putative DNA repair protein (Tof1). The record is from RefSeq and is a predicted model, not a curated record. The coding region runs from base 1 to 3519 and encodes 1172 amino acids. Gene Ontology annotation, biological process: replication fork arrest; DNA repair; DNA replication checkpoint signaling. The transcript has 3 exons. Gene Ontology annotation, molecular function: DNA binding. NCBI's taxonomy places the organism in Eukaryota, Fungi, Ascomycota, Eurotiomycetes, Eurotiales, Aspergillaceae. Gene Ontology annotation, cellular component: replication fork protection complex.
AUGGAUGAAGAGGUUGUCCCUCUAGGCCACGACGUGCAGGUCGUUGACCCCGAUGUGCGAGGCUAUGUUUAUGGCCUGGUCACAGCUCUUGGAGGUUUCAACGGUGAAGAUGCUGAUCGAUAUGUGCUCGGAGACGACGCCCUGGCCUGUUUGCGCGAUAUCAAACGGUGGUUGAAAUUGUACGACGAGAAGAACAAUCGCAUGGACGUAGCGAGAUGCCUAGGAGAGGCCAACUUGAUCAAUGGAGAUCUCCUUCCGAUAAUCGCGCUCUGGUGGACUACAGGACAGAAGAACAAACAUAUGACUAGAAUCUCUCUGGCGUGUCUGGAGCUUCUUGUCCCAUUGACAUGGCCGAUAGAGUUCCACAGCCAGAUGACGGUCAACCACCAUCGCCAUACCCCCUACAUCCAACAAACCCAAGUCCAGUACAAGCGAGGUAUUCUCAAAUAUGGAGGAUCGAAUCUCCUUCGUGCUGUGAUCCGAAUCGCUCUCCCUAGCAUGGUGACUGCUCGAUCCGAACGCGAAACCCGAGACGAAGGAAUUCUCAAAUUGAUGUUAUACUUCCUGCGAAACAUUGCGAUCAUUUCCCCGAACACCCGGCUUGCUGCAGAAGGCGAAGAGGAGGAAACAUCGAGAUCUGCGACAAUCAAUGCUUUCCAUGACCAGGAUGCAUUUGCUCUUCUCUUGACUAUGUGCUCGAAUGUUGGCGAUGACUUCAACCUUCAGGACAUCAUCUUGAUGGAGAUCAUUUUCCACAUUGUGAAAGGUGUCAAUGUCGAGAAAUUGUUCAUGGAUGAUGAUCAGAGAAAGGCCAAGCGAACCGACGAGCUCAGCGAUCUCCUGAAAAAGGAGAACUCGGUACGACGAGAGUACGCAAAGAACGCCCCGACACGCCAUGGUCGAUUUGGUACAAUGAUCUGGGUCAAGCGAGAUGAUGCGAAGGUAUCUACCGUCUCUGGGCAAGACGUUUUGCGGGAUGACCAGACUACUCUUCACAAGAUGGACCAAAGCAAAAAGUGGGACAAGCCCAAGCCUCGGCGCAAGCAAGACGAUGCGGUCCAAAACAGCAACUUCAACAUGCCGGCUCAUUUGAACUCGGAAGCAACUAAGAACCUACGGACUUUUGUUGAGGAGUUCUUGGAUUCCGGAUUCAACCCGCUCUUCACCCAUGUGCGGAAAGCCAUUGAACGCGAAGCUGAGCGAGUACUGGAUAUUAAUACCCGUCAGUUCUUCUAUACCGUUGGGUGGUUCCUCGAGGCAGAGCGUGCGAGGAGAGCCUGGCAGUCCCGUCAGCGCGCAGCCCAAAGUGGAGGAAGAACCAAGGAUAUUGAGCCGGAUAGCUAUGGUUUGGUCGCAGGAGUUCUAAAUCAAGAGACCUUCAUCUCCUUGAAUCGUGCCAUGCAGAACAGCUUGGACAACAAGGAGUGGCAGGACCUUAACGCUCAAAUGCGUUGCUUCACACAGGUCCUGUUGACCGUGCAGGAAAUGGCCGUGUCACCACUCGAGGAAGACCAAGAAAUUGCCGAGAAUAUCCAGAAUCGAAUCUUCUACGAAGAAACCACACAUGACAGGAUUCUGGCAAUUCUACGGGGAUACAAAGACCAAGGCUUCGGCUACCUGGAUGCAUGCACUGAAUUGGCUCAUGUCUUCUUGCGAAUGCUGGAGCGUUACUCCAAAGAUAACGCCGAUAUGCAGAUUCGAUCCCGCCGAAAGGCUAAGCACAAACAGAAGAAAGCCGAAAAAGGCAAUGAAGAUGGAGGAGAUGAUGACGAGGAACACGAUUCUGAAGCCGAAGACGAGGUAGACGUCGCUCAGGUCACCAAAGAGCGUAGCUUUGACUUCAAGCGGUUCGCGGCCAAAUUUUGCAACCAGAGUUGCGUUGACACGUUUGUUGCAUUCACUGGUUUCUACAAAGAACUUAACCCGGAGCAACUCAAGCGUGCCCACCGCUACUUCUACCGCAUUGCAUUUAAGCAGGAGAUGACCACUCUGCUGUUCCGUGUUGAUAUCAUCAGUUUGUUCUACCGAAUGAUCAAGGGCCCAGGACCCAUGGACUCAAGCAAAUCUGUUUGCAAAGAAUGGGAAGAACUGGUGCGGCAAGUCAUUCGACGAAUGAUCAAGAAGCUGGACCAGCGUCCAGCCUUAAUUACUGAAAUGUUAUUCAGCAAGAUCAACUCAACGGUCUACUACCUUGAGUUUGGACACGAGAAGCAGACAUCGUACCGAUCUAAGCGAGCGCCAGCGGACCUCAUCAUCACAUCACCGGAGGCGACUACCAAGGAAGCCGAGCUAAAGAUUGUGGUUGGAGCCCUCGUUCUUGACGGUAGAGCAGAUCUUGUGAACUGGAUUAUUCAUGUCUUGAGCUCGGGAGCCUCUGAAAGAGAAGCAUGGGAAGCCCAGGAUGAGAUUCGGCAGGCUGAGUCUCCCGAGGCUGACAGCGUUCCCAACCCACUGAUUACUGUUAAGAGUAAGGACGAAGCCUGUAAAAGUGCCAUGUUCUCAAACGCCAAGCUGCGUCUGCUGAUGAAGCUCGUUGGUUUCGAGCGACUCGGUGUCGAAGACGUGGUUGGUGCCGCUUGGGUUAUCCCGGCAUCUCAGGGAUCCAAGACCCUGCAUGAGACAAUUUCGGAAAUCCAAGAGGCCCUCAAAAUACCAUUCUCCGGAGAUGGUGAUGAUGAUCCUCGCAAGCAUCUUACCCAGAAGAAACCAGGAGGUCCCCGGGCCACGGUCCAAGGCACGCUCGAUGUUCAGUUCGGAUCCGACUCGGAAGGCGAAGAUGUGAUUCCGGAUGGAAUGCUAUUUCCACCAAACCCGCGGUCGAAAGCCAAUGCCUUGGAUCAAUUAAAGAAAAAGCGCAAGAAGAAGUCCAAAGAUACAGAGACCACUGAAGUGGACGAUGAAACUUUGCAGGCGCGGCGUGAUGCACGUCUUUCCAACGCGCUUUCUCGUCAGGCAAAGAUCAAGAGUGAUCUCUUCAUUCAUGCCAGCGAUGAAGAGAGCGACGAGGAAGCAGACAAGGAAUUCUUCCGUCUGGAAGAAGAACGACGAAAGAAGCACGAUGCUGCCGUCAAGCAUGCCAUCCGCACUGGUGCCACGGACACAUCAAGCAAGAGCAAAGGCAAGGGCAAGAAAGCCACCGGACGCAAGCGAAGCGACACGGGCGACUCUACGUCCGCUAAGACUAAGCGACAGCGCCGCGAUUCUGGAUCUGCUGGAAGCGAUGCGGAUAGUGAUGCCGACGCCGAUGGCGACAUCCUCAUGGCGGAGCUUGAUGCUCAAUCGUCGCACUCUCCGCAGGAAGUCUCUACUAGCCACGGUGCUGGAGAUGAUGAAGAAACCCCUCUCACAUCUGGCGAAGACGAUCUUGAAUUCGAUGAUGACCUGGCCUUCCUGCGUGAUCGUCGGAGCAAACCCGAACCUGCAGCACCUGAGAAUGAUGGCGAUGACGAGGAUGCGCCUGUAGCUGCUUCUCGAAGACGGAUGCGAGGAGGGUUCGUGAUUGAGAGUGAUUCAGAAUGA